Drosophila navojoa is the source of this 437-nucleotide messenger RNA. RefSeq lists its product as uncharacterized. The record is from RefSeq and is a predicted model, not a curated record. NCBI's taxonomy places the organism in Eukaryota, Metazoa, Arthropoda, Insecta, Diptera, Drosophilidae.
UCUUCGAGCAUGAACAGCGAAUCGUCCGAGCAUCGCGAAAAUCUGAUCGGUUCGAAGAGUCUAGAGCCGAUCGGCGACAACAUGAAUAAGAAGAGCAAGCGCAAAGGCGCACGCUUCUCGUUUCGCACCUUGGCCCACAUGGUGGUGAUGCUGCAGAAGCGCUUGGUCCACGCCAAGUCGAUGGCCGAGUAUGUCGAUGUCACCGACGAUGUGGCCUACUGGCGUGCAUUGGCCUUGUCGCGCGGCGAGGAAAUCGAUCGCUUCAUCAACAUCAUUGAGCUGCAGAAGAAACGCAUCGACACUUUGGAGAACGAUCUGGGCACAUUGGUCAAUCUGGCGCAGGAGACACAGAAGAUGCUCGCCGACAUCACUCCCGAGAAGCCCAGCGAGAAGUCACGGCAAGAUGAAACCGUCUAGCUCAAGAAUCUCUCCCUCUC